CUAACGCUGACAACGAUGGAUAAGCCACAAAUUAUUGCACACAUCCAAAAAUCGGUAAAUUAUACCCUGUUUGAUGGAAAAUGGAUCCCGUCCAGUGCAAAAUUUGUUGUGUUGGGAAGCCAUGCAAGAGGUACGGGAGCUAUGCAAGUUUACGAAGUAGCACAUGGUGACGUAAAAUUAGUACAUGAUAUUGAGAAGUCAAAAGCAUUUAAAUGUGGAACAUUUGGAGCAUCUAGUCUACAACAAAGAUAUUUAGCUACAGGUGGUUUUGAUGGAAAAGUUCAGAUUUGGAACUUGGAGUCAACAGAAUUACCAGUUUAUUCUGUAACAGGACAUAGUGAGAUUAUAAAUGCUAUAGAUGGUGUUGGUGGAUUAGGUAUUGGUGAAGGUGCACCAGAACUUGUUACUGGUAGUAGAGAUGGUGCUGUUAAAGUUUGGGAUCCAAGACAGAAAUCAGAUCCUGUGGCAACCAUGGAACCUGGUGAAGGUGAAACAAAACGAGAUUGUUGGUCUGUAGCAUUUGGUCAUGCUUAUAAUGCUCAAGAUAGAUGUGUAUGUGCUGGUUAUGAUAAUGGUGAUAUCAAACUCUUUGACUUAAGAGCAAUGGCACUCAGAUGGGAAACUAAUAUUAAAAAUGGAGUGUGUUGUGUUGAAUUUGAUAGAAAAGAUAUCAAUAUGAAUAAAUUAGUAGCAGCUACAUUAGAAGCCAAGUUUCAUGUAUUUGACAUGAGGACACAACAUCCGGAAAAAGGAUUUGCCAGUUUGUCAGAAAAGGCACAUAAAUCAACAGUAUGGCUUGGCCGACAUCUACCUCAGAAUAGAGAUGUGUUUAUGACAUGUGGAGGGAAUGGUUCAUUAAAUCUCUGGAAAUAG
Molecule: messenger RNA, 873 nt
Organism: Patella vulgata (common limpet)
Lineage: Eukaryota; Metazoa; Mollusca; Gastropoda; Patellidae
Product: dynein axonemal assembly factor 10
Exons: 7
Molecular function (GO): ubiquitin binding
Source: RefSeq, a predicted model, not a curated record